GAAUAAUUCCAACAGCACUGGAAAUUAUAAAGAAUGUAUCCAACCUUACAUUCAGUUAUGAGGAUGCCUCAGAUAAUACCGAACAGUUGAAGAAAACGUUAAUUGGGAAUAGUUAUAGGAUUAAAGGGAAUCAGCUCAUUUUUCCAUGUCUGUCAAUGAACACGAAGAA
Molecule: messenger RNA, 169 nt
Organism: Paramuricea clavata
Lineage: Eukaryota; Metazoa; Cnidaria; Anthozoa; Malacalcyonacea; Plexauridae
Source: the annotation of a GenBank genome assembly